CUGUGGCCAGCUUCAGACAGCUUUCCAUCUGCAUUAAACAUUGACACUGCUUACACAGCAAGCAAAAAAACACAGACUGUGACAGGCUUUCAUGAAAGUUUAAUUGCGUUGUGGCAGUGGAAGCUGGUAGAGGGGAUUCGGGUGCCUGAAGAAGAGCCGCUCCCUGAGCAGCCCCAGUGCCCACAUCCCUUCGCAUCACCCUGAGCACGAUGGGUGACCAGGAAGCUGAGCACACUGUGCCACAGACAGAGAUUCAGGUGAUCGCCAGCAAAAUUUCAGAUCUAAACAAAUGGAGAAAUGUUUUCAGUUUCCAUAGUUUGGAAAUCAGCAAUUCAACUUAUCAGCAAGACGAUGGCAACACUGGCAAUGGAGUACCUGGAGCCAGAGAGCCCUUAGGCCUGCAGCCGCCGGUGCCUCUGCCCCGUUCCGCCAUCCCUGAGCCCCUACUGACCUCUCCAGAUGCAGGCGGCCAGCCCAUCUCCUUGGAAAUGGCAAUGGUGCCCAACGUGGGGCAAUUGGGGCUGAACCCAGCCUGUCUUUCUCCUCUUCAACAGGAGCUGCGGAAGCUGCUAUUUGGAAAUGUGUUCCAGCUCUUCAGCUGUGAAUGGGCAAAAGCAUGUUUCAGGUUUCGUGAGCCAUACUCUGACCUGGCCUAUGCUUUGGAGACAGAAAAGGGGGGAGCAAGAGCCAUUCUGAUGGCUGUACAAGCAUACAUCAUCAAAUACCUGCUCUUCAUAAGAACCACAGAAUACACUCACCUGGAAAGGCUGUGUAGGGUAAGCCUGCAGGAGCAAGGGGAGGCGCUGGCAGCUGCCCUGGCAGACACCCUGUGGGCAGCAGGAGGAGGUGGGAGAGCCGUGAUCUGCCUCACUGCAGCCAUCCAUGUGGUGCCCAGCAGCGACUACAAAGCCGACAACUUCACGGAAAGAAUCCAUCUGUUUGAGUUCUCUGAGAAAGCAGCAGCUCAGGAGUUUAUCCUUGGCCAUAUAAACUGUUUCAAAGACGAACAAAGUCAUGGAGUGAUCCUUUUUUUAUACAGUUUACUUUUCUCAAGGACACUUGAAAGGGUCCGAGAAGACUUAGACUGCACAGCAACUCCUCUGUUGAAAUGCAGUUUUGGAAACAUUACCUGUACACAGGCCGUGCUCAGCCUCCUCCUAACGGGACGAGCAAACCCGCAUGAGCUUGAUGGCAGCCAGGAGCUGGGGCCCAGAGGGGAGGGCAUCGAGGCAUGGCAGCAGUGGGGCCCGGUGGGCUACCUGCACUGGAGCAGGGCACAGGCAGAGCGGCAGGUGUGCCCCAGGCUGAGAACACCCCGUCUGCCCAUCUGGCUGUGCAGCAUCACUGGGAGGCACAGCAUUCUCUUUGGCACUGACAGCCAAAUCCUCUCUGACUGGAAAAGGGAGAAAGUCUUCCACCUGUACUUCUACAAUGGGCAGCUGGAGCAGACAAAAACAGCCCACCUAACUGUAGCAUUUAAAACAUUCUUUUUACCUGUGUUUCCUUUUCAGAUACUCAUUCACAUCACUGGGAAGAGGACCAAAGUGAAGACCCAAGCAGCCCAGGGAAGAGGCGUCUGUCCGUGGAGAUGGCAAUCAGGACCAAGUGGGCAGGCGCAACCGUUAGCUGGAAUGGGACAGAUCCCUUCUUCUGAGGAGUCCCAGCAUCUCCCACUUGCUGCCAAAGCCACCAAACACUGUGGUCUGGAGGCGAAAAACUUUCACCAAUGAAACAACCUUUGGUGCCUUGGGCAAAUGUCCUGUUCGGCAAGGCAUUGCACUCACUGUGAAAGCCUGCGCUGGCGAUGAACAGUUACUAGCAACGCUGCCUUGCUGCACACAUUUUCCAGGUUCUGCCUCCCACAACAGCUGGCAGAAAAAGGAAAAAGGGUGGCAAUUUGCUUUCCUCCCAUGUCAGAUAUGUUAAAGAAAUCAAGGUGUCUCUUAAGAGUGCAGUGGAAGUGAAAUCAAUA
Molecule: messenger RNA, 1972 nt
Organism: Pezoporus occidentalis (night parrot)
Lineage: Eukaryota; Metazoa; Chordata; Aves; Psittaciformes; Psittacidae
Gene: MINDY4B
Product: MINDY family member 4B
Exons: 14
Coding region: 210-1730 (506 amino acids)
Biological process (GO): protein K48-linked deubiquitination
Molecular function (GO): cysteine-type deubiquitinase activity; K48-linked deubiquitinase activity
Source: RefSeq, a predicted model, not a curated record